Messenger RNA from Zea mays, 3160 nucleotides. Its product is annotated as putative leucine-rich repeat receptor-like serine/threonine-protein kinase At2g24130. The transcript has 2 exons. The record is from RefSeq and is a predicted model, not a curated record. Bases 70 to 2946 code for a protein of 958 amino acids. Gene Ontology annotation, molecular function: ATP binding; protein binding; protein kinase activity. Gene Ontology annotation, biological process: protein phosphorylation. Lineage: Eukaryota; Viridiplantae; Streptophyta; Magnoliopsida; Poales; Poaceae.
UAGCCUUUCACCACCGCCGUACGCCCGUACCCCCAUGAUCCAAACCUAAUUGCCACUGUAAUCCCCACAAUGCCACGAUUGUUCGUAACCCUGAUUGCCGUCGCCGUUGCUGCUGUCAGCUCAGUGGAUUCGCACGCCACCGACCGCGCCGCUCUGCUCGCCUUCAAGUCCGGCGUACGGGGCAACCUCUCCGACUGGGGCUCCCGCUCCCCUAGAAUGUGCAACUGGACUGGCGUCACGUGUGACUCGACAGGACGCGUGACGCGCCUCCUUCUCAAGAACUCUAACCUCAGCGGCGUCAUCUCCCCGUCGAUCGGCAACCUCUCCGCUCUCAGGAAGCUCGAUCUCCGGUUCAACCACCUCUCCGGCACCAUCCCGCGGGAGCUCGGCAUGCUGUCCCAGCUCCUGGAGCUGAGGCUCGGCCACAACAGUCUCACCGGUACCAUCCCGGAGGCCGUCGUCUGCAACUGCACCUCCCUGACCUCCAUCAUCCUGAGCAACAACAGCCUCACCGGCGAGAUCCCGUUCUCCGCACGGUGCCGGCUCCCGCGCCUGCAGCAGCUCAGCCUCUACGAGAACAGGCUCGAAGGCGGCAUCCCCUCGCCCAUGUCCAACUUCACCAGCCUCAGCUGGGUGCUUCUGCAGUACAAUCGCCUCGGCGGCGUGCUGCCGUCCCAGAUGUUCAGCAAGAUGCCGUCCCUCCGGUACCUCUACCUGUCCGGCAACAGCUUCUCGAGCGACGGCGGGAACACCGACCUCGAGCCGUUCCUCGCCUCCCUGGCGAACUGCACCGGGCUGCAGGAGCUUGGAGUGGGGUCGAACGGCAUCGGAGGCGAGAUCCCGGCGGUCAUCGGCAACCUGUCGUCCGCCAAUCUCUCCCUGCUCUACUUGGACGACAACGAGAUCACCGGUGCCAUCCCUCGCGCCAUCGGAAACCUUGCCUCGCUGACGGAUUUAGAGCUGCAGGACAACAUGCUGGAGGGGCCAAUCCCCAGCGAGCUGUUCCAUCCACGUGGGCUUACAAAGAUAGUCCUCUCGAAUAACCAGAUCAAUGCCGAAAUACCCAAAUCCAUCGGCUUAUUAGCUCAGCAGCUAGCCACCAUCAGCAUAUCGAAUAGCGGUCUCCGAGGCGAGAUACCAGAGACCUUGUCGAACCUCACCAACUUGGACUACGUUCUUCUUGACCACAACCAGCUCUCGGGUGCCAUACCACCUGGUGGUCUUAGCUGCCAGAUGAUCCUGGACCUUUCGUACAACAAGCUUACAGGCCAGAUCCCUAGUGGCAUGCCUGGGCUCCUUGGUAGCUUCAACAUGUACCUUAAUCUCUCUAACAACCUCCUAGAGGGGCCCGUGUCGUCACUGGAGUUCGGCAGCAUGGAGAUGAUCCAAGCUCUUGACUUGUCGGGAAACAAGCUCUCCGGCGGCCUUCCGUCUUCCAUGGGCGCCUUGAAAAACCUCCGUUUCCUUGACGUUUCUUCCAACGGCCUUACCGGUGUGAUUCCUCGGUCUCUGCAAGGGUUGCCGCUCCAGUUUGCCAACUUCUCACACAACAACUUCACCGGCGAGGUGUGCGGCGGAGGGUCAUUCGCGAACCUCACGGGCGACUCGUUUCUCGGCAAUCCUGGCCUGUGCGGGUCUGUCCCCGGCAUGGCGCCAUGCGGCGGAAGGAAACGUGGCCGCUUCCUGUACAUAGCCAUCGGCGUCGUCGUCGCCGUUGCUGUCGGCUUGUUGGCCAUGGUGUGCGCUGUUGUUGAUCACUACCUGAUGAGGUCGUCCAGGUCGAGGUUGGCAAUGGCAGCCCCAUCUAGUCUACUACCACGUUUCUCCACGACAGGAUUGGUCAAGGCCACCGGCGACGGCGAGAAGGAGAGCGGCGAGCACCCAAGGAUCUCGUACUGGGAGCUUGCCGACGCGACCGACGGCUUUUCAGAAGUGAAUCUGAUCGGGAAAGGAGGAUACGGGCAUGUCUACAGGGGUGUCCUCCAUGGCGAGAGCGAGACGGUGAUCGCCGUGAAGGUCCUGCGCCAGGACCAGGCCGCUGGUGGCGAGGUGGUCGCCGGCAGCUUCGAGAGGGAAUGCCGGGUGCUCAGGAGCAUCCGGCACCGGAACCUCAUCCGCGUGGUCACCGCGUGCAGCACGCCGGAGUUCAAGGCGGUCGUGCUCCCCUUCAUGCCGAACGGCAGCCUCGACAGCCUCAUCCACGGGCCUCCGGCGGCGGCGGCAGGCGGGCCGCGGCACCUGGGCCUGGACCUGGACCUGCUGCUCGGCGUGGCCAGCAACGUCGCCGAGGGCAUGGCGUACCUGCACCACCACGCCCCCGUCAAGGUCGUGCACUGCGACCUCAAGCCCAGCAACGUCCUCCUCGACGGCGACAUGACCGCCGUCGUAUCCGACUUCGGCAUCUCCAAGCUGGUGGCGACCGACGACGGCGCGAGAGGUCCAGAGGUGACGGGCGAGGCAUCGACGUCGUCCGUGUGCAACUCCAUCACUCGGCUGUUACAAGGCUCUGUCGGCUACAUCGCGCCCGAGUAUGGCUUGGGAGGCCGCCCUUCGACGCAAGGCGACGUGUACAGCUUCGGGGUGAUGCUGCUGGAGAUGAUCUCCGGGAAGAGGCCGACGGACGUGAUCUCCGAGGAGGGGCACGGCCUGCACGACUGGGCCAAGAAACUCUUGCAGCACAAGCGUGACUUGGGCGCCGUCGUCGAGGAGCGCUCGCUGCUGCCGUUUGGCCCGCCGCCGCGGGGCGAGAUGGAAGAGGUCGCCGUCGUCUUGGAGCUGCUUGAGAUCGGUGUCGCGUGCUCGCAGCUCGCACCGUCGAUGAGACCCUCCAUGGACGACGUGGCGCACGAGAUCGCGUACCUCAGGGACGGUACGUGGAGGAAGUACGGGGUGACAGAUCUCAAAACCACCAUUUUUGACCAGCAAACUCCAAGAUGCACCGACUAGUUCUAUCUUCAGUUGUCCGGUGCCAAACGAUUAGCACAACCGACAGAUCUAGCGUAUAUGUAACUAAGUUUGAAGUAUUGGGAUAUAGAUCAUGGCCUGGUGUCAAUGUGUGCUACUAGCUGUAUUGUACUCGCCGACUGUCCGUAAAUAAACCACCAAUUUGUAAAGCUGUUUUAAAUUAUGUUUAAAAAUUAGCUAAGCGUAUAAAGAUAUA